This is a messenger RNA of Diatraea saccharalis (sugarcane borer), 1281 nucleotides long. NCBI's taxonomy places the organism in Eukaryota, Metazoa, Arthropoda, Insecta, Lepidoptera, Crambidae. The record is from the annotation of a GenBank genome assembly.
AUGAAAAUUAAAGAAGGCGAUAAAGAAGUUUUGUUCUUCAUUACAAUGCCACCUACCUACCCAGAACUCGGACCUCCAAAAUAUGAACUGUCAGCUCCUUGGCUGGGUAGGAAAGCGAAGGCAAAGCUCCUUCAUGAAUUAGAUACGAUCAGUAUUGAAAAUAUCGGUGAGGUUAGUAUUUAUUUAUUAAUCGAACACAUAAGGGGGUUCGUUAGAAAAUUACCUCCCUCUGAUAGUAUACGUAUUAAAAUAACUAAAAAGACCCCGUGUUUGGAGAAGUUGAAUUGUCCCGACAUUACUCACGGGGAUGUUAUAGUGGAUAGGAAAAGCGUCUUCCAAGGGCAUGCAGCUGAAGUACACAGCCUUGAUGAUGUCAAAUCCGUUCUGGCCAAGCUGAAAGAAAAUAAGAAAAUAUCGAACGCCAAGCAUAACAUGUACGCGUAUCGUAUCAAACAGUCCACCGCUAAAGGCACCGCCGUCGUCGUUCAGGAUUUUGAUGAAGACGGCGAGGCUCACGCGGGAAGCCGUUUGAUGCAUUUGAUGAAAGUCAUGGACUUGGACAAUACGCUAGUGAUAGUCACCAGAUGGUGAGUACAUUUUAUUUUAUACAAAAUAAAGUACAAUGAUCUUCUAUAUAUAAAAAAAUAAUUUCUGUUCGUUUAUCUCCCUAAAACUCCAGAACAGAUGGGCCGAUUUAGCUGAUUUAGAUAUAAGAUAUAAAUGUGUAAGAAAAAUGUCACAUUGCUAUGGGUAGUGAACAGGCGAGACAACUCUGGACUGUGAUUGCGUGAUGCAUUGUUACGGCCCAUUCUUCCUAUCGAUUCCAACCACAGGGAACGUGUGCGCCCCAACUGUGGUGACGAUUUUGUAAGCAACCUAACUGUGAUCUAUCACUUGAAAAGGUCAAUAAUUAUUAAUGGUUUUAUGAUUUAUCAGUAAAGUAAAUUAUAAAUGUUAUGAACUUUAUUACUUCUGUUUGAUGAAACUAUUUUUUUUUAUAUUACAAGGUAUGGAGGAAUUCAGCUUGGCCCGGACAGAUUCAGACAUAUCAGUAACGCAGCUAGGCAAGCCAUCGAACAGGCUGGGCUGGCGAAGAAGAAGAAGAAAAAAUAGACGGAGAGCUCGUGACAAAAAUUUGCAAGAUUUUUCUAAAGGUCGAACUUUCACUAUAUGGAAGUAUAAAAGUAUACAGUCACUUAGUAUUCACUGUGAUGGAUUUAGCUGUAGUUAUAUUUAUUGAUCGAAGCCGGAACACGUUGUUUGUAUAGUUACGCGAAAACC